Messenger RNA from Zingiber officinale, 667 nucleotides. RefSeq names its product protein NOI4-like. Bases 199 to 438 code for a protein of 79 amino acids. The record is from RefSeq and is a predicted model, not a curated record. The transcript has 3 exons. NCBI's taxonomy places the organism in Eukaryota, Viridiplantae, Streptophyta, Magnoliopsida, Zingiberales, Zingiberaceae.
UUCCUUUCCCCCGAAGCACACAGCAAGACGGAACCGGUCUGGUCCGGUACUCCGGUUCAAAUUGACGGCGGCGGACAACUCACAUGUACUUCGUCUUCUACGUAUAUAGGGAGCUCCUCUUCGCCAGUCCCUUCCAAACCCUGCUUACAAGCCCUACCCUCUCCCCUCUCCCUCUCUCCCUCUCUGAACGAGGAGUUGAUGAUGUCGCAGGAAAAAGGCUGCCCUUUGCCAAAGUUUGGUGAGUGGGACGUCAAUGACCCUGCCUCAGCUGAAGGUUUCACCGUGAUCUUCAACAAAGCCCGCGACGAGAAGAAAAUGGGUGGCAACAUACGCGAAACCGACUCUCCUGGAAAGGAGGAAGAAGCUCUAAAACCAGGAAUUUCUGCUUCCAAACCUCCUAAGAAAUGGUUCUGUUGCAUGCAUACAUCAGCCCAAUAGGAGAUAUGGGUGCUGAUGAUCUCAAAGUUUACAGAUUGGCUUGCCACAUUUUCAGAUGACAGGAAGAGUUAGCCAUUGUACCCGAGUGCACAUGAACGGAGGAAAGCUUGAGACGAUGAAGAAAGAUCGGUGUUAUGGUUUCUUUUUGAUGUGUAGGAACAUUUACUAAAACUCGUUAGUAAUUGUAUUUGUUUUUGGUUUCAGUAAGAUUAUACAUUUCAUGGGCUCU